AUGAAGGACUUAGGUACACUAUCUUGUUUUUUGGGGAUCAAAGUUGCUUCUUCUCCUAGCGGUUAUCUUAUCUCUCAAUCCAAGUAUCCUAUGGAUGUUAUUGAGCAUGCUUAUCUUACUGAUAUUAAAACGGUUGAUACUCCUCUUGAGUCCAAUGCUCAAUAUUCAUCCUCUGAUGGUGGACCAUUGACUAAUCUUACUUUAUAUCGUACUAUGGUUGGAUAUCUAGUUUAUCUUACCAUCACACAUCCCAAUAUUGCUUAUGCUGUUCACAUUGUUAGUCAGUUUUUUUCAGCUCCUACUGCAGUUCAUUGGGUAGCAGUUGUUCGUAUUUUGCGUUAUCUUCAUAGUACAUGCUUUCAAAGUCUUUUGUUUCCAUCGACCUCAUCCUUAGUGCUCCGUACCCACUCUGAUGUUGAUUGGGCGAGUGACCUCAUUGAUCGCAAGUCCACUACUGAUUUUUACAUGGGUGUUUCUCAUUCUUCCCCAACUCCCAUGUAUUGUGAUAAUACUAGUCCUAUUCAGAUCUCUCACAACUCUUUGUUCCAUGAAUUCACAAAGCAUAUUGAGAUUGAUUGCCAUCUGGUUCGUCAUCAUCUGCAGACUGGCACCAUUUCCCUACCUUUUGUUUCUUCAUCGUUGUAG
This is a messenger RNA of Olea europaea var. sylvestris, 645 nucleotides long. RefSeq lists its product as uncharacterized. Lineage: Eukaryota; Viridiplantae; Streptophyta; Magnoliopsida; Lamiales; Oleaceae. The record is from RefSeq and is a predicted model, not a curated record. Bases 1 to 645 code for a protein of 214 amino acids. The transcript is spliced from 2 exons.